Molecule: messenger RNA, 870 nt
Organism: Papilio xuthus (Asian swallowtail)
Lineage: Eukaryota; Metazoa; Arthropoda; Insecta; Lepidoptera; Papilionidae
Product: chymotrypsin-like
Exons: 4
Coding region: 92-853 (253 amino acids)
Biological process (GO): proteolysis
Molecular function (GO): serine-type endopeptidase activity
Source: RefSeq, a predicted model, not a curated record
GGCAUUAAAUCGAGCUUCGAAUCACAAAUACAUACGUACAACGAUCGUAAAUUUAGUACCAAAACAAACGAAAUGUCAAACAUUCGUAAUAAUGUUGAAGUUUACGCGGAAUUUCGUUUUAUUUAUGUGUAUUACUUAUGCACGAAGUAACAAUACUAUGGAGCCAUAUGUUAUAGGGGGUGAUUUUACUGAUAUAACUCAUUUCCCUCAUUCAGUAUUCUUGAAUAUAGAUUGCAUGUCUACUUGGAUAUGUGGGUCAUCGAUAUUGAAUCAAAGGAUAUUAUUAACAGCAGCACACUGUAUCACCGGUUGCAAAAGACAAUGGAAAAUAGAAGGUUACGCUGGACAUGAAAACCUUAGUAAGGUUAAAGUUAUGAGGACUGUAAAUAAGAUAUUAAUGCACGAGAAUUUCGAUGACCAAUCUAUGGCCAAUGAUAUAGCACUGCUCUAUCUAGUAAAGAGUUUACCUCUUGGUAAAUACAUACAGCGAGUGACGAUCAGAAAAUGGCAUUCGCCCAGUGAAAUUGCCAGUGUUGCUGGAUGGGGCAUCGUCAAUAGAGUUACAAAUAAAGAUUCGAUAUAUUUGAAAAGAGCCCUGCAGAGAGUAAUGUCGCCGCGGUUGUGUGCUCGCUUCGGCGGCAUGUAUAGCGGCAUGAUGUGCGCCAAAAGUCCUGAGAAAAACACCAGCCCUGCGUCUGGAGAUUCAGGCAGUGCACUCAUUACUAAGGAUAUGCAGCAAAUUGGCUUAGUAUCGUAUAUAUUUUCCGAAUAUCCCGAAAUGCCCAUCUAUACCAACGUCUCUCACUAUUACUUUUGGAUUAAAACUAAAUCCAUUUCUCUACAUUGUAGCUAAUAAUUCUUGGAAUAUUA